Molecule: messenger RNA, 6122 nt
Organism: Paramuricea clavata
Lineage: Eukaryota; Metazoa; Cnidaria; Anthozoa; Malacalcyonacea; Plexauridae
Source: the annotation of a GenBank genome assembly
UGUGGCUAUAAUUGUCCCAAAAUCAUGGCUUGGAUUUCUCAAAACUAGUUUGACAAUUAAGUGAAAUGGUAACACUUAUGUGGGUAUGCAAUCUACUUCAAGAAACUUUCAAAUCACCUUAAUCUCCUUAUCUCCGACCCGGUUAAGCAAACUUUGUGACGAAGCUAGUUUAAAUAUUGCAUUGUGUCUUCGAUCUCCCUGAGAGAAAUUUGCUGAAACCGUCAGUCAAUGUCCCAUGCAAUGAUGAAUCAUAUUAUAUACGACGUUUGCUCAAAGUUACGCACAGAAUUACAGGAGCCAUCGCGAAGAGAACAUCAAAUUCUUAAGAAAACUGCUUGGUAAGUUUGACUGUAUAUUUCAAUUUAAUGUAUAGGUAGUGUGUUCAAAUUAAGGCCAUUUCAACUAUACCAGCUCGACAUCGCGGUUGGUCCACAGUGCAAUCAAUUAUCCUACAUUAUUGGAUACAGCAUUGUUGGGUCUGUUAAUUUCAUAUAUGCAUGUUGGGUAAUGUUGGAUUAGGUUUGACUUUGGUAAAAAAAUUUCGCUCCAAAAGCAUUCUUCAGUGUUGUAUGCAUAUGCAGCAUUAUUGGAUUCGUUUAGUUGAACAUUAUGAUGGGUAAUGUUGAUUUGAUAUUGCAAAAUAUUGAUGAAGUUUGAUUUUGUUCAAAGUUUCCACCCAAUAUCACGUCCUAAGUUUGUUUUGUAUAUUUUUUGUAGUUUAUCACAACGUCAACCAUUUCACUCCUGGUUUUUAUUUUGCUAACAUUGCCUAGACUGCUUGCUGAUUUCUUUAUAUUUUCUAUAUAAUAUACUACCAACUAAAAUUCUGAUAUCCCUUUAUUGGAAUACACUUAAUAUAAUACAGUAAUAUACUUUCGACUGCGUUUCAUGCAGGAUUUGGUGAACAUUUUCCCUUAUCUCAUGGUUAAGUUUGCCAUUUCAUUAUUAAUAUUAGUGAUUAUACAGUAUUCCACAUAUCUGCUUUAAACUACCCUACUGUUUUCUUAUAUUUAGAAGUAAUUCAGAAAUUAUACUCAGACUGAAAUGUAUUUCAAAGUCUUGGUACUCUUUUUGGCGUUGCCGUUUUUGCUGGUAAGUAUAUGCCGGCAUGUUGGUAAGUUUGUAUGUUGUAUGAAGCAUGCAUGGUAGCCUGUUCGAAUGAAAUGUUAGAUAACUAGACAGGGACUAGCUAAGCCAUGUUUAUACUGUAAACUUUGGCUUUGCCUGAACCAAACCAAGAUCAAGCCAAGGUAAUUGUAUACCUUUUUUUGGUGUACACUAAAUAAGCAUUAUAUUUGCAUUAUAUCAUUAUUUAUCGACCAAUCAUGAAUAGAUCAGCUUAAGGUGGCUCGAUACAGUUUUCAAAAAUUCAGGUGUUUAAUACUUUGACAUGUUCAAACUACGCAUUUUUAGGAUUUAUUCAGCAGAUAUUGUGUUUUUUAUAUAUUUUGAUAACUCUACUUUCAAAUUAUAUUCGUUUUAGUAACAGAUAGUUCGUUGCUAUGACGACAUACGUAUACGAAAUUGACUCCAAAAUGGCCUAUCGUCUCGUAUAGUUGGAAAAAAAGCAUGGUGACCCCCAAUUUUUUUUCGUGCAUUAUUUUACUUGGACGAAAAGCUAACAAUUAGCAAAAUAUAAAAAAAUUCUGUAAUGCCAUUUUUUUGGAAAAUGCAAAAAUGUCAUAUUCUUCGGUAAAAUUUUUGUUUGCAUUACAGAAUUUUUUAAUUUUUUGUAUAAUGAAAGUUUUUAGCGGUGCAAUACAGCAUGUAAAAUUUGAACAUAGGUCACCAGACAAAAUAAAGAGAUAUAACGCAUCGUUUUUCUAAAAUAGAAAAUUCUAAUGACGUCAGCAAUUGCCAUAAAACGCUACAGAACACGCGCAAUGGCGUGAUAUGGCGCGAGCAACUGCUCACGUCAGGUCAUUUUGGAAGUUCUUUGAUUUUGUUAAUCAGUUUCCGCGACCUGCGCGUAAAAAUGGUCACCCGGUUUUGAGUUCGCGAUUCUUGAGCAGGGUUUUUGUGAUAACUAUAUCGAGCCACCUUAACUAGGUAUGCAAAUUGCCAUUUCAAUGUUUAUUUGCACUUUUGAGAAAUGCAAUACAGUAAAGCCCCACAUAAAAGGACUAGUAGGUUAAGAAACACCAGCCUGAAAUUUGGGUAAUUAAGCACCCAAAAUACAAGUUUUUAAAAGUUUUUUUUUUAAGUUUAGAUAUAUGUAACGAGAACCACAUUAGUGUUAUAGCAAUAGUUUUAUGCAACAACAGUCCCUAUUAAUGUGUAGAAUAGAAAAAGGUAUAGUGUGAAGUAAGAUUAUAUAAGAACCACUUCAGCCUGGAGUCAAUAUUUACUCGUUCUUUUAUGCUGGGCUUUACUGUAUUUUGGUUUCAUUGGUUUAACUCUCAAAAGUGUAAAUAAACAUUGAAAUGGGAAAUUUUGCAUACCAAAUUUAAGUUGGUUUACUUGGUCUAUUGCUAUAACUUCUGUUGAGAAAUUCAAGUCACCAUACUGUGAAUUAAACUAACAUGAACUUGAACAGUUAAUAAAUUCAAUCAGUUCACAUUUGUUGUGAAGAGGGUAGAUGAUUUGAAGAGCGAGUGUGCAUGGGUGGGCUUAUUUAAGAGGGUUUAAUAGAUUAUUUACACGGACUGACGAUGUAUGUAUUAUGUUUAGGGUUACGACGCCUUACAACAAACUAAACGUGACGAGCAAGCACCAGAUCAUCCAGAUGAAAGUCCAAUAAUUGAAGAAACUAAGGGUGAGGAUGAAAACACGAAAGCUGAUACUAAACGCAGUCUCAAAGGUUAUCGUAGUAAAACGAAACAAAGUUUUGGAGAUCUUAGCUUGGAAUUGGCAAAGCUGCAUGUAAGUUAAAUUUUUGGCUGAAAAUUGUUUUUCAUUCCAUAACCAGAAGGGGUUUCCUCCUGUAUAGUAACACUGGAUCAAUAAGGACUCUCACUGGACCCCUAGGAAGAACAGUUUAGAACUGAUAGAAUUAUCCAGUAUAAAUAAAGUUAGUUUAGCUUAGGUUUCCUCCUUUAGUAACACUGGGUCAAUAAGAGAUGAUCUUUACUGGACCUCUAGGAAGGACAGUUUAGAACUGGUAGAGCUAUCCAGUAUAAAUAAAGUUAGUUAAAUUUAGGUUUCCUCCUGCAGUGACACUGGAUCAAUAAGAGAUGAUCCUUACUGGACCUCUAGGGAGAACAGUUUAGAACUGAUAGAGCUAUCCAGUAUAAAUAAAGUUAUUUUAGUUUAGGUUUCCUCCUGUAGUAACACUGGAUCAAUAAGAGAUGUUCCUUACUGGACUCUAGGGAGAACAGUUUAGGACUGAUACAGAUAUCCAGUAUAAAUAAAGUUAGUUUAGUUUGGGUUUUCUCCUGUAGUAACACUGGAUCAAUAAGAGAUGAUCCUUACUGGACCUCCAGGAAGAACAGUUUAGAACUGAUACAGAUAUCCAGUAUAAAUAAAUUAAGUUUAGUUUAGGUUUCCUUCUGUUGUAACUUGUAACACUACAUCUUUGCUGAACCUCUAGGGAAGAAAUUUUGGUGUUUGGAACAUAAUGAAUUAUUCAGUAUUUAAAAAUUUGGUUAUGUAGAUACUGGAAGAAACCGUGAAAAAAAGUAAAGCCAUAACCAGUUUGCAGGAUGAAGUUAAUGAGAAUUCCCAAGGUAAAAUGUCUUAAGAACUGCAUAUUUUUAUAUAUUUUAAAGAAUAUCUUCUUAUAUUGAAGCAAUUAAUUUUAUUCAUACUGUGCGACUGAAUAACUGAUAUUAAGUACUUUUUCGUUUUAAUUUUGAACCUUCAGUUUGUGCAGUUCAUAAUAUUUUAAUCUUGUGGUUUAAAUUUCUUUUAAUCUUGUGGUCUAAUUCCGAAGCGAGUUCAAAUUUGCCUCCCUCGAAAAAACAAUAUUUUUUUUUUCUGCAGCAUUGGGAUUGGAAUGAAAAGAUUUCAUAAAACUUCAUGUACCAACUUAUCGCGGACGUUCCUGUCAUUAUUUAUCAUGUUUAAUAUUAUUUUGUUAUCUUGUACUUGUAUACAAAAUCCAUUUAGACAAGUGCACCAAGAUUAAGAAAGUGGGUGAACCAAUCGUACAUCACCAUUCUGGAUAUUAUUACGGAACAUGGAUGAGAGAUCCUCUUGGAUUGCUUGGUCCAGAGAAGAUUUGGUACAUGAAUAACUUUUAUGGGAAUAAAGUUUUGGAAUUUGAAGACAUGGAUCACUUCAAAGCUGGAGAGGUUGCCAAAACUUACACCCUACCAUAUGGUUUUGAUGGUUCAGGAUCUGUUGUCUAUGGACGGUAUCUUUACUUUAACAGGUCUGUACCAAUCAGUUUGGCCUUAUACAGGGUGUAUAAAAAAAACUGAACAGAUUUGAAAUUGCUCUCAAUUUCGCAAAACACCUAUUUGUAUCCGGUUUUUUAUGUAUAUAGCUUCUUUGAGCACUUAUAAUGUAGAAUAAUGAAAAAAAAUUCUCGAACUCAAAUUUUGUGAACUAGGGGUGUGUGUCUUUUCCAACAAACUAAAAAUGGCUUGCGCACAAAAUUUAAAAGUUGUAAUCAUAUUUUGAGUUAAUAGAUGGAAAAUGUGUCGGGUUUUUAAUUACUGUACAAAAUUUCAGACAAUUUGGUUUAGUUUAAGCCCCUUUAACUAUUCACGCAAAGUUACAUUUUUCCUAAAAAUCAUCUGUUUGCAUGCUUAAUAUUGCCUUUGCCUAAUUUGCAUAUGUCAGCAAUAUGCAAAUUAGGUAAAGGCAUUAAUUAAGCAUGCGAAAGGCUGAUUUUUUAAAAUAAAAUGAAUAGUUAAAGGCUUAAACUAAACCAAAUUGUCUGAAAUUUUGUACAGUAAUUUGAAACCCAACAAAUUUUCGAUCUAUUAUCUCAAAAUAUGAUUACAACUUUUAAAUUUUGUGCGCGAGCCAUUUUUAGUUUGUUGGAAAAGAUACACCCCCUGGUUCACAAAAUUUGAGUUUGAGAAUUCUUUUUCAUUAUUCUACAUUAUAAGUACCCAAGGAAACUAUAUAUGUAUAAAACACGGAUACAAAUAGGUGUUUUGCGAAAUUGAGAGCAAUUUCAAAUCUGUUCAGUUUUUUUUAUACACCCUGUAGAACAAGAAUUGUUCAUUGAAAUGUUUUUCAUUCAGUUAGAAUCAUGUCUAUUGUGGGACACUUUUUCCUGUAUAAUCAAAAUUCUAGAAAAUUGGCUUUAAUUAAGACGGAAUGUAUCUUUUGCCUAAAUGUAUACGUUCUCUUAAUGACCUAUACAAAUUUAUGUUACAGGGCAAACUCGAAGUAUAUCGUACAGUACGACUUGGUUAAAGAAAAGGUUACCAGGCAAGCAUAUCCUCAUGGGUCAAUUAAGCCACGAAAGUAUUAUUAUCCAUUGAGUAGCCGCAACACAAUGGAUUUAUCAGUGGACGAAAGCGGUUUGUGGGCUUUGUAUUCGUACUCGAGUUACAGUGGAAAGUUGUGUGCCACCCAGCUCGAUCCUUUGACCCUGUCAACCCUGCAUACUUUCUGUCGUGUGUCCUCUGAGCCCAUGACGAGCAUGGGAAAUGCAUUUGUCGCAUGUGGUGUUGUUUACAGCAUCGACACUUACAGUUCUGGCACAACAACAAUCAACUACGCCUAUGAUACUACUACCAGAUCUGGGACCAAUCCAGGCAUCAAAUUUGUCAACAAGUUUGGAUACAACAGCAUGGUCACAUACAACCCUCGUGAGAAGGUUCUUUACGCCUGGGAUAACAAACGCCAAAUAACAUACCCAUUGGAAUUUGAGUGAAACAAACUGAACUUGAGCGAAGGAUAAAUGAAACGGACACGAAUAUGGACACGAUUUACGAAACUUCUUUUUUUAACAAAGCAUUAGUUGAUUGAAGAGUAGUUUAGAUUGAAUCAUAUACACCACAACCCUAUACUUCGUGGUAGUUCAAAUGUGGGGAUUUAGUGUAGGUAGUGUUCUUCAAUGAACAGUUUGGGUGUUAGUUGAACUAUCAAAUACUUCAUACAUAGUAUAUGCAUACUUUGCGUUGCAUUCAAAAUUAGUCAUAAAAUGACUUUUGUUGUUUCAAUCUUUUAGUUAAUACAGCGAGUACAAACAAAAUACAGACUUCAGAGUAUUUCAUUUCUGC